GCAUUCGCGUGCGUUUACAUCUCCGCUCUCUUGUCUGAGGAAGGACUCAGGCGGAAGAGAGAGAAAGGAGAGAUCGAGAGAGAGAGAGAGAGUAAAGCUUGAAGCGACCGAUCGAUCGAUCUGUGUGAGAGAGAAGAAGAUGUCGAGGUCGAGGGGGUUUCUUUGUAGUUUUUCGGGGUCUUCGAUUGAUCUAUUUGGGGAGCAGCGGAGGCGGCUGCGUGAUGAGGUGGAGGCGGCGAUAGAGCCGGAGAGAGGGGAGGAUGCUGCCUCCGAUGCGGGGAUGGAGGAAAACCGGUGGUCGAGGAUGCUUCCGGAGCUUAUGGCGGAUAUAAUAGGGAGGGUGGAGUCGAGCGAGGACCGGUGGCCUCUGCGGAAGAACGUAGUUUCCUGCGCUUGUGUGUGCCGGAGGUGGAGGGAGAUCACUACCGGAAUGGUCGGAUCUACUCGGGAAACUGGAAAGAUCACCUUUCCUUCCUCUCUUAAGCAGCCGGGGCCGAGUGAAUUGCCUAUCCAGUGCUUUAUUAAGAGGAACAAGAAGAACUCGACGUUCUAUCUCUAUCUUAGUCUCACCCAGACUUUUAUGGACAAAGGGAAGUUUCUAUUGGCAGCACGGAGGGUCAGACGUGGGUAUCAUACUGAAUAUACCAUCUCCCUUGAUGCUGAUGAUCUCUCUCAGGGAAGCAAGGCCUACAUGGGAAAGUUGAGAUCAAAUUUCCUGGGCACAAAGUUCAUGCUAUAUGACAGCAGACCACCAUACGACGGUGCGAAGCCUUCAAACAGCCGAGCAAGCCGUCGACUGGCUAGCAAGAGAAUCAGCCCCCAGGUUGGGACUGGAAACUUUGAGAUCGGCCAGGUUACAUACAAAUUCAACCUUCUCAAAUCAAGAGGACCAAGAAGGAUGCUAUGCACACUACAUUGUCCAGCAGGAGGAAAACCAGCAGCAGCAGCAGCAGAAGGCCACCACAGCCCGACGAAGACCGCCAUGGGCGGAACGGCGAGCUCCAUUGUUCUCAAGAACAAAUCUCCGAGGUGGCAUGAACAUCUCCAAUGUUGGUGUUUAAAUUUCCACGGCCGUGUGACCGUUGCAUCGGUGAAGAAUUUCCAGCUAGUUGCAGCUGCAGAUCCAAACCAGGCUGGAGGAGGAGCCUUGGAGGAAGACACAGUGCUUCUCCAGUUUGGAAAGGUUGGGGAUGACUUAUUCACCAUGGAUUACAGAGAACCACUCUCUGCAUUCCAGGCUUUUGCCAUCUGCCUUUCAAGCUUUGGAACUAAGUUAGCUUGCGAAUAACCUGAUACACUUGAUUCUUGUUCUGUAUUACUUUCUGGUAGCUAUUAAAACAAGAAGGGCCUUUUGGGUUCUUCUGAUUCCCAGCUUUUCUCCAGCUUGCUUAGUUCUCAAACUGAGUUCAGUUGCCAUCUUCACUGCACUUCCUGAGAUCAUGCUAAGCCUUAUGUAUCUAACUUGAUCUUCUACUAUUGGCUCUCAUAUUUUCCAAUGUGUUUAAGCAUUUUUAAUGGCCGAUUGAACACUGGUAGAAUCUCAGGUAGUCAUUAAGGUGUGGCUCUUCUUAAAUUAUCAUGUAAUGAUGUGUAUUAUAGAAAUUUUAUCCUUUUCAAAUUUGAUGUAGUUCUAUUA
Messenger RNA from Dendrobium catenatum, 1636 nucleotides. RefSeq names its product tubby-like F-box protein 1. Lineage: Eukaryota; Viridiplantae; Streptophyta; Magnoliopsida; Asparagales; Orchidaceae. The transcript has 4 exons. The coding region runs from base 140 to 1288 and encodes 382 amino acids. The record is from RefSeq and is a predicted model, not a curated record.